AUGUCGUUGAAGCGGAGGCUAAUCCGUGCCCCCGACACAGCAGCUGCACCAUUGGCGUUCGCACGGCGCCCCCAAGCGACCCUGCAACAUCACGGGCUCAGGCAAAAUCAGGAAGUGCCCUGCGCCGCCGACUUCAAAAUGGCCCACCAAUAUGGCGACAGCAAAUUUAUACCCCCGCCGCCCAAGCGCCCCAUGCUCGAUCCGGGCCCAUCGACGAGUAGUCAGGAGUUCAAUCUCGCAAAACCCGCAGAAGAUGAGGAAUUCGAGGGUCUGAUUGUCGAAGGAGAAAAUGGGCAGCUCUACGCGGCAUUUGAAGAUGACCCGAAGCACGACGGCAUUGAUAUGGAAGACGUUAAUACGAUAGAAAUCACUGAGGCCGACGGAAAGCACACGAUGACAAUAAUGGCGCUGAAGGGAGCCCACGCUGCGCUGGUUGAAGAAGGUGUAGACGACGAAGACGUGAUGCGACCGCAAGGGCUGAAGGGCAAAACGUCACAAGUUUUGAGAAGACAGGGCCAAUGUCGGUGUCCGGAAUGUGGUGACGUUUUUCUGAAUGCUGCUCGGCUUGAGCGACACUUGGCUGUGCAUCAGGUCUACGGCUCGUACCUCUGCCCGCUGUGCGGCAAAACCUACAAAUACGAAUAUAACCUGUUCCACCAUUGGCGACGGACAUGCCGAGAUUUGAACGAUUUACUAGGCGCCGAUGAGAACAGAAAGCAUAUGGACGUGAAUUCUCUACGCGCGCUUGUCGAUGACGUGGCCUCGAAAAAGGCUGAAAUUGGGCCGAUUGACAUCGGAAUAUCUCGAUCGCUGCUUUUCCAAAAUGGCCCAUUGACGAAGCUGGAGAUGCCGCAUAAUCCGCUAGGGCGUCGCGGGAUGACGUGUGCGGCUUGUGGCGUGAUGGUGCUCGCUUCGCAUAUGGCACGGCAUUUGAAGAUACAUCGCGGGCUGAUAAAUCCGGAUGAAAGGAGCGCGUGUGGCGGAUAUUUCUGCGACCUCUGUGGCUUGAUGUUCCGCCAGCACUUCAACCUGAUCAAGCAUUGGCGCACGGCAUGCCCGGAAAUUCAGGCCAACCUCCCCGAAAACGUCGAGCUGACCCUGGAUGAUCGUCAGCUCCAGAUCAUGGUCAAGGACCUGAUCCAAAAAGCGGCUACCACGGAGAUUGAGGACAGUGAUAUCCGGAAUGCCGGCAAGAAGCUGACCAAGGACGAAUUUCUGCGGGACGAGAUGUUAGAACCCGGUGCUAGCGGGGAAGAGCCGGUCGUUGAUGCGCGAUUUAUUGACGAGCAGGGCCUCGUUUUUGCCGACGAUUUCGUGGACGAGGAGCAGACGCUGGUCCGCCGGGUGGAGGACAAGGCAAAAUGGAGCAUGGAUACGCUGCCCGUCCAGUGCAGCCUGUGCUAUCGAACAUUCGCCAACAACGGGCGCCUCGAGCGGCAUCUCGCCGGCUUCCAUGCGUCCUACGGUGCGCAUCACUGCAUAUUGUGUGGAAAUCGGUUCAAAUACGACUACAAUCUUCUUUAUCACUACCGGAAGAGCUGCCCGUACACGCGGACGUUUAUCGACCAAGAUUUGCGAGAACGGAUGGAUGCGCCGGGGCUUCGAAAAAUCGUCCGUGGACUGUCGCAAAGACAGGUCAAAUUGACGCCGACGCUUGGGGUCGCCAGGUUAAGCUGCACUACGGCGAAACCGCCAUCGAUAAGCAACGACGAGCUCGUCCGUCGACAAAUGUUCCGCACCGUUGGCGGCUCGGGCUCACAGCCACCGCCCAUGAUGACCGUACAAAAGGCCGGCACUAAGGAGCCAGGCCAAGCGUGUCCUAUUUGCGGCAUAAUCUUCUACAGCGAGGCCGGCAUCGAUAUGCACAUGCGCCGCGCGCACGCGAUUACGCUGAAAGAGGCGCUCGCAGCGAGGGAGGCCAGCGAAUUUCGGCAGCUUAAUGAAGAGCUCGAGGACGAGGAGGACGAUGAAGAAGCCCCACCCACCCUCGAGCCGGAAGUCACGCCCGAAGAGGUGGCCAGCAUCGAAAAGUCGAAAGCGCAAGCCUCGGGCUCUCCAGAACCUGUUGACCAUGAGGACGUUGCGGCUACCACGAUAUUGCACAUCAAGAAGGCGGACGGGACGAUUUUGGAGGUCCGGAUCGAGGGCGCCUUCCACGAGUCCGACCUCCAGCGGCUGGCCGCCACCGGGGAGCUCGAUAUCCAGGAUGGGGAUCAGAUCAUGAUUGUGGGAGAAGCCGAGACGGUCGACGUCUCCGGUGAGUACAUCGAGGUCCACGAUGAGUAC
Molecule: messenger RNA, 2286 nt
Organism: Mesorhabditis spiculigera
Lineage: Eukaryota; Metazoa; Nematoda; Chromadorea; Rhabditida; Rhabditidae
Source: the annotation of a GenBank genome assembly